ACAUGACUAACCUGCAUGCAAAAAACAUGACGACCUAAAUUAAAGCCAACACCCCCAUUGCUCUACAGUAAAAAAGCAUACCUUCCUCUGUUGCCUUCACUAAAAUUUUUCCCUUUUUUUCCUUCUCUUUUUCCCUCACUUUCCCUUUCUAUUUUACCCUUCUGCUCUCUAAAAUUCCAUCAUUCCCGCACUCACACAACACUAUUCUGGCUCUCCCAACUAUGGAAGCUUUUAGCUUGCUCAAGUACUGGAGGGGAGGAGGUGGUUUGGGGGUUGUUGGUGGUGGUGGGGGUGGCGGCGUGAGCGGGAGUGGGGGUGGAGGUGGAGGUGGCAGUAGCGGAGAUGGUUCUGCUAAUCCCCUGACUGCCUCUCUAACCACCACUAUUGUCACCGCAGUUAGUACCCAUCAAGCGGUGGAUACUGAUGAAGAUGAUGAUGAUGAUGAUGGUGGUGGUGGUGGUGAUGAUGGGCCUUUCUUUGAUUUGGAGUUCGCGGUUCCUGAUGAAGACGAAGCAGAGGAGGAAACAGGGGAGAACGAUGAGAAGAAUGAACAAGAGAUUAACGGAGAGGAAGGAGAGGAAGAGGAAAACGAGGCGGAGUCUGACGGUGAGAGGGAGUUUAACUUUACGCUUUCGUCUGGCUCGAGCAACGACCGCUCCGACCCGAGUCUUGCGCUCUCGCCAUCAGACGAUUUGUUCUUUAAAGGGAGGCUGGUGCCGAUUGAACCCAACUCCUCGCUGGACUCGAAGCCGUCCCAAUUUCCGGUGUCUCUGCUGAAGUCGGCCACCAAGUUUCGUGUUUUCCUGUUGAGGUUCAAGAAAUCAAAAAAUGCCAGCGAGAAAACAGAGGCUACAAAUGGGUCUCCCGCUGUUGUGGAUCCGAAGAAACGGGACGGAACCCAAGAAGAGAACAACAAUGGAAGCAACAGGAACAAGUUUUUUACGGUGAAAUUUAAGGUGGAGGAGGUUCCGAUUGUGUCUCUUUUCACCAGAGACAACAGCAAGUCUCUGAAGCAGCAGACCGCCGAGGAAUCUGUUUCCGACGAGAAGAAAUUCUCCAAAGAUGUAAUGCAGAAGUAUCUGAAGAAGGUUAAGCCGCUUUAUGUUCGGGUUUCCAGACGGUACGGGGAGAAACUCCGGUUUUCGGGUCAGUUAAACCUGGGCAGCUUAAAGCCCAUAGCCCCAUCGUCAACGGCGGCGCAGAAACCGCCAUCUGCAAAGUCCACAGCGGAGAAGGCGCAACCAGAGGCAGAAGGCAGUGAUAAUCCGACGAACAUGAAGAGCCAAAAACAAGGGAAUAUCCCGGCUGGACUGAGAGUGGUGUGUAAGCACUUGGGAAAGAGCAGAUCGGCUUCCUCCGUUGCAGCGGCGCCAUCCCCCGUUCUGUCCCAGAGGAGAGACGAUUCACUGUUGCAGCAACAGGAUGGAAUCCAAAGUGCCAUUUUGCACUGCAAAAGGUCCUUCAAUGGCUCCCGAGAUUCAGAGUCUUCAACGUUGCCAAGGUCUGUCAGUGAUCCGUCCCAUGAAAAGUCCAUUGAUUUGUCAAGAAAUGAAGGAAAAGAAGAGAAGAAAGACUGAUGCUUUGAAUCUCUGCUACUGCAAGGUUCAGCUCAACAAUCCCAAAAAGGAAAAAGCGGGAAAAUUUCAUAAAUGAUGUACAAUGGAAUGGAUUGAUCUCCAAGAACCAGAAAUUGAAUUAUCCUUUGUAGAAAGCUCAUCUUUUUUUUUUUUUGUUGUAUGUAUUAAACUAAAUUAAAUUAAUGCGAAGAAGAAUCAGAUCCUU
This is a messenger RNA of Rubroshorea leprosula, 1782 nucleotides long. NCBI's taxonomy places the organism in Eukaryota, Viridiplantae, Streptophyta, Magnoliopsida, Malvales, Dipterocarpaceae. The record is from the annotation of a GenBank genome assembly.